This is a messenger RNA of Notothenia coriiceps (black rockcod), 2312 nucleotides long. RefSeq names its product lysophosphatidic acid receptor 6-like. The record is from RefSeq and is a predicted model, not a curated record. Gene Ontology annotation, biological process: phospholipase C-activating G protein-coupled receptor signaling pathway; positive regulation of Rho protein signal transduction. Gene Ontology annotation, molecular function: lysophosphatidic acid receptor activity. Bases 626 to 1726 code for a protein of 366 amino acids. Lineage: Eukaryota; Metazoa; Chordata; Actinopteri; Perciformes; Nototheniidae. Gene Ontology annotation, cellular component: plasma membrane. The transcript has a single exon.
GCACAACAAUGUCAGACUACAUAUUCAAAUGAGUGUAAAAACAAAGCAGUGAUGGGAGGACUUUGACUCCAGAGGACGCUCCUCCCUGUGUGUUUGAACAGUCCAGUAGAUCAUUGUGUAGCAGCAGCCUGCUAAGAGCUUUCUGGUUUCCAGUCUGGCCGGAGCAGAGUCAAACCUCUGGAACUCAAGAGGAACAAACACCAUGCCGCGCGGGGCUGCUACAGGAACUGACAGGAAACAAAAGAAGGGAAGAACCACUUGAAUGCUCACGCUGUUGAGGAGAGGCACACGAUUCUACUCUCACAGGGGAUCAGAGCUGUGAAAGACUGGGAAACGUUCUGAACGAGGACUUUUGACUGCAGAACUUUCCCUUUCAGAACAUAAGGACUUUGGAUACUAAUACAGGUAUUUUGAGGAGUUGCCGUAUACUUUCUGGUAUAUAAGAUAACCACACAAACUGAGCCUUCUUUAGUAUUCAAGGACUGCAUUUCCUACCCAAAUGAAGCGUAACGUUUCGCUGCCUAGAGCACAUGGUUGGAUUAAGAGACUGGAUUUUUAUGACUGACACAAGUACACGAUUGAGGAGCACAUUUUAACUCUGUAAAAGUUACAACCCGGUAUAAAAAUGGAUAACUACACCUUAACCACACCAAGCUCCGUUCACAUUUUCAUGAAUUGCAGCAAGAAUGACGGCUUCAAGUACACACUGUACAGCUCGGUUUUCAGCGUGGUGUUUGUUGUUGGUCUUAUAUUUAACAUGGUGGCUAUUUACAUUUUUGGCUGUACACUGAAGCUGCGGAACGAGACCACGACCUACAUGAUAAACCUUGUAGUUUCAGACUUUCUCUUUGUCCUGAGCCUGCCUUUUCGGAUUGUUUACUUCAUUAGACGCGACUGGCUGUUUGGUAGCGUGCUCUGCAAGAUCUCUGUGGCCCUGUUCUACACCAACAUGUACGGCAGCAUCCUCUUCCUCACCUGCAUCAGUGUCGACCGCUUCCUGGCCAUCGUGCACCCGUUCCGCUCCCAGGCAAUUCGUACUAAGAGGAACGCCAAACUGGCAUGCUGCACAGUGUGGGUGUUGGUUCUUUCUGGAAGCAUUCCCACUGGAUUUCUUUUGGACACCACUUCACCCAAAAAUGCCAACUCCUCUUCCAACUUCUGCUUUGAAAACUACUCUGAAAAUCAGUGGAAGGCGGAGCUGUCCAAGGUGGUGGUGUUUAUUGAGACUGUGGGCUUCAUCAUCCCAUUGUUGCUCAAUGUCUUCUGCUCCAUAAUGGUGCUACGGAAACUGAGGAAACCCCAAGUCCUCUCCCGCGGCGGGACCCUCAACAAGACAAAAAUAUUAAGGAUGAUCUUUGUGCAUCUUUUCGUUUUCUGCUUCUGUUUCAUUCCCUACAAUAUUAAUCUCAUAUUCUACGCCAUGGUCCGCUCCAAAGUCCUAAAGGGAUGCAACGUAGAAUCUGUGGUCAGAACCAUCUACCCCAUAGCGCUGUGCAUAGCAGUGACCAACUGCUGCUUUGAUCCAGUCAUUUACUACUUCACUUCAGAGACCAUUCAGAGCUCCAUCAAACGCAAGUCCACAGUAUGGCACAAUGGUGCGAGGCUAUUUGAGAGACUAACGAUGGACAGCUCACAAAGCAGUCCAAACACAACACCCAAAAGCCUGGCCCUGCAGUCUCCGAGAGCCCAACAGAGUCUGUGGACUCACAAUGAGUCCACAGUCUGAUGUCGACUCCAUUAUGGAACAUGAUAAAUAAUGAAUUGAUUGCUGGUGAUUUCAAUCUGAGGACGUAGGUGACCUCAAUAACAACACAUCAACACAACGGUUACUAAGGAGUUACUCUCAUCUACUGGACGCCACAGAGCAGAGACUUUAGACUUGGAGUUAAGACACUGAUCCCUUUUAAGUCGAUAGAAGAGUGGAACAAGUCAAGGAAGAACAGGAAGUGUGUCGCAGCAUAGAUACUCUUGUCUGGGCUACCAGUUCACAACGCAAGUUCGAAAACAAGUGUGUAUUAGUGGAAAUGACAGGUGUGUGUUUUAGCCAUGGUAAUGGGCACUGGGCUGAAAAUAAGUUUCAGCUUUUGCACAGAUGACAUCUUAACUUUAGUCUUAUUUCCCAGAGCAGAUUCUCCUUUUUAAAAAGUCUGCUUUGGCAAUGCUGAACAAGUAUUACAACCCUUUUGAUGUACUGUUCAUUUUACAAGUAUUUGUGGCCUGAUUAUGGCUUUGAACCACUUUAUGGAGAAUUGCGUCAAUAGCAGCUUUUUCCCUAUACACUGAAAGCGAAUAAAAGCAUUUUUAACUUAAAA